This is a messenger RNA of Zingiber officinale, 2722 nucleotides long. RefSeq lists its product as uncharacterized. The transcript is spliced from 5 exons. NCBI's taxonomy places the organism in Eukaryota, Viridiplantae, Streptophyta, Magnoliopsida, Zingiberales, Zingiberaceae. Bases 577 to 2472 code for a protein of 631 amino acids. The record is from RefSeq and is a predicted model, not a curated record.
UGGCGCCAUUUGGCCUACCAUCAUGAUUUGUUGGAAAAGAUUGAUGAUGGAGCUGAACCUUUGGAUGAUGAGAGUGAUCUGGAAAUAGAAGUAGAAGCUGUUCCUGCUGCAAGUAGUGAAAUCUUGUCUGAAGCUGCAGCAUGUGUCAGGGUAUUAUCCUCUGAAUUCGUAUUCUCUUGAAGAAGCAGCAUAUAUGAUGCAUAGUGAAGUCUUGAAUCUGUAAUGAAGUGUGCCUACAAUUUUAUUUUUGGAAUGUUUAGUUUCUUGCUGUUAGGGGAAGAGCAGGCCAGCCCACUCCAUUGAAAAAUGAGUUCUUUUUGGGAGGUGGAUCCUGUAAUUACCAUGUACAACUAUAGGAGCAGGUGUGUGCCCUCACACUCGCCCUGUCCCACACGUUUUGCAGAUUGGCCUUGAUAUCAUAAUAUGGAGCAAAGCAGGCUAAGAGGAGAAUUAAAAUAUCCUAUUGGGAGGAGCUUCUACUCUUUUUGAGCAUGUUCAAUAUGUCCCAAACUCAUGGUUUCAGAUUCCAAUUGGCAUUGGUCAUUAUGGAUGAAGCAUAUUGUUUAGACCGUUGGAAUGAUACCAAUACAAAUCAUAUUGUUUAGAUUGGUGGAAAUAUACGAAUAUUGUGUUUCCAUUAGUAAAUAUCACCGUCAUCUGUGCCACAUAUCAACCGAGACAACGCUUGUUUCCCUCACUAUUCUUUGGACUCAGGUAUUGAUGUCCUAUGGCCUACCACGGGAACAUAGCCUAACAAAUCGUACAAAUGCAGAAGCUUCUUCAUCUCUGAAUGGAUUCAGUGAUCAGACUUUACGAGUUCCGUUAGACAAGCAGCAACAGUCACGAGCCAAUCGUGGAACUAAUGUUACAGUUGCUACUCUUCAGAGGCAGUCUCUGGCCAUGGGAACAUCAACUGAAGGAUUUGAAGGAAAUGGAUCUGGUUCAAGCUUUCCUCCAAAAAAGAAGAGAAAACUAUGGACCAAAGAGGAGGAUAUGGAACUAAUAGCUGCAGUUCAAAAGUUUGGUGAAGGGAAUUGGUCAAACAUUCUCAAAGGAGAUUUCAAGCACAACAGAACUGCUUCACAGCUAUCACAGAGAUGGGCCAUUAUUAGGAAGCGUGAUGCUAACUUACUUCAAGGUUCCAGUAACAAGUUAGCCAGCUCAACACGGUCCGAGGAGAGGCUGGCAACACAAAAGGCAAUAUCCUUGGCACUUGAUAUGCCUAAAUCUGGAAGAUUAUUGGCUAUACUGUCAGGUGGAACACAAUCAAUUGCAACUUCAAGUUCUCCUGCACUUUCAACUGCUCCAUCUGAUGUGCCGCCAAUUUCAAGUCCCCCGCCUAACCAACAACAACAAGCUUCUCUGGCUAUUUCUCCAAAAAUAACCAUGAAUACUUUGAACAAACCUCAGACAAUCCCAAAGAAGUCUUUGGUUUCUGCUAAGCCCUCCGUUGGUCCAAACUCUUUGAUACAAGCUGCUGCAUUUGCUGCAGGAGGGCGCAUUGCUACUCCUUCAACCGCUGCCUCCUUGUUCAGAGCUGCACAAUCAAAAAAUGCUGUUCACAUCAGACCUGGAGGAGGUGCUCGAUCUUCUCCAAUCAACAAUGUUAAACCAUUAACUCUGGCUAACACAACAGGCCAACAGUCCAUGAGUGCUCGUUCCAGUAGAGUUACUGCUACUAUACUUGCACCAUCCCAGGCAAAUCCUAUGUCAGUGUCACCUAGGACCAAGCUAGGAGGUCCUCAAGUGCAAGGCUGCCAUGGAAGGGCUGCAAACAAUCCUCUUAAUGUCACAUCGACAAAUCAACGGACAAACAUAGAAUCCACUUCAGACACUCUUUCCCCUGAAAUAUCCGAGAAAAAUGACGAUGCAGAUAGUUCUGCCAUUGAUGUGGAUGACUUACUGGUUGAAGAAAUAAAAUGUGAAGAUGACAUGGAAUUCGAUGAAAUAAUGGCUCCAGACCAACAGAUGGACCUGCUCAUUGGGGAUAUUAGUGCAAAUGAGGACAAUGAUUUUGACAGCGCUUAUGAUGCAGAAGCUACUUCAGACAAGCAGUUGGAUGAAAAUGAGAACAGAACUGUGAACGAUGUACUCCCCUCUGAUAUAGACACUACUGAGAACAAGAGUUUGGAAGUUAAUGAUAGUGAGGAUCACAUUCCACCUGAGGAGAGGCCUACUUUGCUCCAUGACGAGUCUAACAAGAGUAACUGUGGGGAACAUGUUUCGCUUGAGAAUAGGACUACUUCACCUAUUUGCAAUGAUCGGAAUGAUAAUGCAGAAGAGUUAAAUGGUGCAGAAAUUAUGGCGGAGAAAGCUGAAAGCUCCAAGGCACUUCAUCUGGAUCCGACACAAGAAGAUGCUUCUUCAGGUGGAAAAUUACUCAACAAUGAUGAUAGCAUUGCUAUAAAUGCCAAACAGGCUGAGCCAGGUGAGUCGAAGGUAGCGGAGGAGGAUCUAACACGGAGAGAUUAGUGCAAGUGCUUGCAAGUGAGACUUUAUUACCUUCUGCAACAUGGAAAGCUCGUAGUGAAAGGACUUUUGUUGAUUGCUUUUUAGUCAAUGCUACUGAAGUUAGAACUUGGUGUUUUUGAUUCCUCUGUGAUGUAUUUGAUUUUCAGGGAUAUUUUCGCAUUGUCAUGGAAUAAUAAUUCUCAAGUAUGAACAUAAAACAAAUUUGAUUAACUAAUUUGCUUGGAAUUGUUAAGACAUCAAUUAUUAAAAA